This is a messenger RNA of Cuscuta campestris, 844 nucleotides long. The record is from the annotation of a GenBank genome assembly. Lineage: Eukaryota; Viridiplantae; Streptophyta; Magnoliopsida; Solanales; Convolvulaceae.
AAUUAAUAAAAAUUGAAUUAAAAAUAAAAUCGGUCAAUAUUUUAGAUGCACGGAGGGAGUAUAUAGUAAAAGGCACCAGAGUAUUUGAUCCUGUGAGUUUAGGGAGUUGUGAGCCAACCAAAUCAGCCAUCAACUUAUCCACUCCCAUCUUCACUCUUUUAUCAUCAUCUCUCUACUCUGAGCAAUCCACAAAGUCAUCUCACAAUUUCUUCUUGGGUUCUGUCGCACAAGAAACAAUGGCUACUGCGGCGGCGGCGGCGGCGUCAACCACGGCCAUGUUUACUCCGGCGGCGGUUGCCGGAAAGAGCACCAAGUGUUCCCCGAAAAGAUCCGCCAGAGUGAGAUCCAUCACUCCAUUUCAGGGCCUGAAGGCGCACAACCGUGUCACCACAUUGGGAGCCCCCGUCAGCACCGAUCAUGCCUUCGAGGCGCAGAUUUCCGCCUCCCUGAGAAACCCAUCACGGGGGAAAAGCAGCGGCGGCGGCGGAGGAGCUCUGUCUGCCACGGGCAACGCGGCGGGAGAGAUUUUCAAGAUCGCCGCCAUCGUCCCUGCCCUUGUUAUGAUUGGGGUCGCACUUGGUUUCGCCCUCCUUCGAGUUGAAGCAAUGGUUGAGGAAUCAGAAUUGGAAUGAGAGUUUGAAUGCAUUUGUGGCAUCUGUUUUGCUUUUGUCCAUUAACCAAACAAAAGCCUAAUAAAUUUAUAUGAUUUGGGUUUGGAUUGGUUCCAUCUCCAUUCUUUGUCUUCUGGGUUUGUUUAUAGCCACACAAUUGCAUUGGAUUAUUGUUACAGAUCACAUACUAAUAAUAUGUGAACUCAUUUGGUCUAUAAACCUCUCAUAUGUUG